CUUAGCGCUCGAUUCUUGUGCAGACAGCGCGGGCAUAAUGGGAUGUGCCGUUUCCUGAUGGACAUGAGAGCCAGAGCGGACAGCGGUCGUGUCUAGCUGAAGAGGCAGACUAUUUCCCUUGCCAGCCCUGCUGCUGUGAACAGACUGCUUCCAAUUCGCCUUUAUACAUCACCUACAACAUGUCGUCCGCUAGAUUCGACUCGUCGGACCGCUCUAGUUGGUACUUCGGGCCGGUGUCGCGACAAGAAGCUCUAUCACGGCUGCAGGGCCAGCGCCACGGAGUCUUUCUAGUGCGGGACUCGUCCACUUGCCCCGGCGAUCACGUGUUGUCCGUGUCUGAGAACUCGCGGGUCUCUCACUACAUCAUCAACUCGCUUUCUGGCCGGAGGUACAAGAUCGGGGACCAGGAGUUCGAUAACCUACCGGCUCUGCUCGACUUCUACAAGAUCCACUACCUCGACACCACCACUCUGAUCGAGCCCGCGCCCAGGUAUCCAAGCCUACCUGUAGGGACUGGCACAGCUCCCAGUGUCCCUGUGACAGAAGAAAACCUGGAAUAUGUUCGGACUCUUUAUGACUUCCCUGGGAAUGAUGCUGAGGACUUGCCUUUUAAGAAAGGCGAGAUUUUAGUUAUUGUAGAGAAGCCAGAGGAACAAUGGUGGAGUGCCCGGAACAAAGAUGGCCGGCUUGGCAUGAUCCCAGUUCCUUAUGUGGAGAAGCUAUCCCGUCUUUCCCUUCAUGGUAAAACGGGCAACAGAAAUUCAAACAGCUAUGGAAUUCCUGAGCCUGCCCAUGCUUAUGCUCAACCUCAGACCCCCAGUCCCCUACCUGCCUCAUCCACCCCUCCUGCAGUCAUAAACCCUUUACCAUCAACACAGAAUGGACCUGUCUAUGCUAAAGCAAUUCAAAAACGAGUGCCAUGUGCUUAUGACAAGACGGCACUAGCACUGGAGGUAGGGGACCUGGUGAAAGUGACCCGCAUGAAUAUUAACGGUCAGUGGGAAGGAGAGGUGAACGGUCGGAAAGGGUUAUUUCCCUUCACACACGUCAAAAUAAUUGACCCGCAGAACCCGGAUGAAAAUGAGUGACCAGCGAUCCGUCCCUUCCUGCUUCUCCCUCCAAUCUCUUCACCUCUUUCCGGAUGCCCUGAAAUUUCCCGGAUUUCCUUCAACUUUGUUUUCUCGCCAGCCUUAUCGGACACUUCAGAAAAUAACACACGGCAGAGUUCACCUCCUGACGCAUGUAACAUAGCGUGUUUGUCCCUAAUGCAAAGCUGCUUACCAUGUGCAGAAGGCACGGAACAAGUUUGAGACUCCAGAUCCCGCUCCUCUGCUAUUGGGAGAACAAUAACAAACACUCAGAUUCAUUUUCUCGAACAAAUUCACAUCAUGGCUGAAUACAUUCUAAAGUCUGCCCCCCCCCCACAUACACACACCGUACACAAGCAAAACCAAGACUUGUAGCCUCUCACUGCUCCAACAACCAAGGAUUUUUAUUUUCUAUAAGGAGACAAUGGGGUGUGGCAGGAAAUGGCUUGUUUUACUCAAUAGAAAAAACUAUAAGCCGAGGACUUUACAAGGUGAAGUCAUAUUAAUGGUGGAUCUGUGUAAUGUACACUGAAUGAUGAUGCCUUCUAUAUGCUACAAAGCUGUGAGUGCUGAGGGUGAACCUACACUGAGUGGAUUUACAGCAUGCAUUGUCCAUUAACCCUUUUGUUCCAGUGCCAACACAAACACGCUGAAGCCAAACCUAAAGUCAUUGGAAAAAUACUGUGUUUUUGUUUUUUUAGUGAAUAAUGAAAGUGUAUUGUAAUGGGCAAACCUGCAUCAGGUAUUUCACUGAAGGAAGCUGCCAAGCAUGAAACUUGUUCACUAACUUAUCAUUUGCCACCUUUAGGGCCAGCUAUUUGUGCUCCAUGGUUCUAUUGAAAUCUGCUUUCUUAGCCCUAUUGCUUGCAGGCCAAUACAAGCGCUUCUUUCCAGCAGCUCAUUUAAUGAGCCUUCACUGGGGUUUAUCACUUUCUCUGUUCAGUUAGUGAGUGGAAUUGGAUGCGCUUCUCGUUUACCAAUCAAGCACUUUUAUCGUAGGCUUGUAGUCCAAGAGCAGAUCACUCACAUGGUGUCCUCUAGAACAUCCACUGCAGUAGUUCUUCAGCAGCCGGUGGAGGGAAUAAAGUAGAAGAGCCCUAUAUUUAUUGAAAUGGAUCGUGUAUGGUGCCACUUAAUAUCAGCCAUGCUUUGCACGGCUCAUCCCUUCAGCAGUAUCUGUUUCCCAGAUCCCACCAGUCUGCCCCAAAUCCUGCACAAGAGCAAAGCCCUGUAUGUAAUGAGCUGAACGCUGCCCAGGCCUGAGGGUGAGAUUAGAGGCUUCUGUUCUGCCGCCAUCAUUUUGGUUGGAGGAGAUGGGCAGAUUUUAAAAUGAAAUCUGUAGUUUUGGGGCACCUUCCUAUGGCAGGUUGUCUCAUUUUAUUUUUGUAAAGGGACGACAAAUACAUUUGUGCCAUUUUGUUUGCUUGUAAAUUGUAAUUUUAUAUUGUAUUUCCUUUCUGGGAUCGUGUGUCUGGGUUGCUUUUCUGAUCCAGUGUAAUUAACAUUUAACUGUAAAUUUCCAAUCCAUCGAUGCUCAGUCUGCAGGCGCCUUUUUUUUUUUAUGUUCCUGAUUUUUUAGAGACCAGCGUGGGCGUGGAUUUCACCAUUAGAACACAUACAAUAUCUUAGAUAUGUAACCUUUUAACUUUUUGUUUUUCUGAGGGGGGGGGGAAAUCAUAGCUUUGAGUUUUAUUUUUUGUGCUGUAAAAUUAACAGUAUUAAAUGACUUAUAUUCUUAGA
Molecule: messenger RNA, 2828 nt
Organism: Xenopus laevis (African clawed frog)
Lineage: Eukaryota; Metazoa; Chordata; Amphibia; Anura; Pipidae
Gene: crkl.L
Product: v-crk avian sarcoma virus CT10 oncogene homolog-like L homeolog
Exons: 3
Coding region: 180-1088 (302 amino acids)
Biological process (GO): cellular response to growth factor stimulus; intracellular signal transduction; regulation of gene expression
Cellular component (GO): cytoplasm
Molecular function (GO): signaling adaptor activity; receptor tyrosine kinase binding
Source: RefSeq, marked provisional